Molecule: messenger RNA, 7328 nt
Organism: Pogoniulus pusillus (Red-fronted tinkerbird)
Lineage: Eukaryota; Metazoa; Chordata; Aves; Piciformes; Lybiidae
Gene: TBL1X
Product: transducin beta like 1 X-linked
Exons: 18
Coding region: 1373-2944 (523 amino acids)
Biological process (GO): regulation of transcription by RNA polymerase II
Cellular component (GO): histone deacetylase complex
Molecular function (GO): protein binding; transcription corepressor activity
Source: RefSeq, a predicted model, not a curated record
GGACCCCGGCACGGCGAAUAUUCGUGGUGCGCUGCUACUCGCAUGUGAGCGGUAACAGCGCUGCGGCUCGGCGGCGGCAGGCUGCGCGGCGCGGUAAUGAUGUCAGCUGGUUAUUUACUUUCCAACCCCGAAUGACCGAGCAGGGCGAAAGGAGAAUCAAUCAGCCGCCGGGUGACCCGCCAGGCGGAAAAAAACCUGAGCCUGGCGCCCGCCGCCGCCGGAGCGGGGGAGGGGAAGCACAUGGAACCGGGCCGCGUUGCAUCAUCCGCUCGUCGUGGGGCUGCCCGCCGCCUGUCUUGGGGGCGGGGGGAGGGGAAGAAGGACGGGACACGCACGGGGACGGGGAUGCUGGAGGCUAAAGAGCAGCAGCGUUUCUGCCUCGAGGGUGUUGCAUUCCCAGCAAUGAGCAGUAGAGCCGGUUUCUGCUGAUUCACAGUUAUGGAGGCCGUGUCAGCCCGCCUCCCCCCGCGCUCCGGGGUGCUGCCCGCAACCCUGUCUUUGCAUCACCGGCGGCCCGGGGAGAGGAGCCGGGAGCGGUGGCGGGGUGAGCAUCCGCUGUUGUGCCCCAGCUGUGCCUUCCGGCGCCGGGCAGGGGAGCACCCCGGGGAGUGGAGGAUGGGCCCGCGGACUUCCGUACCCUGCCCCCUUCGGUGUGCAAAACAAAACGUGGUGACGAUAGUAAUAAUUACAAUAAUAAUAACAGUAACCAUGAUGCGUGCCUGUUUAUCUGUGAGGGCCUUCACAUUGCGCCUCUCUGACGGGCGGCCUCUACAGAGCCGCGCUUGGUGCACCUCAGAGUGCACCUCCACCGGCCGGAAACUUAAUAAAUAGUAAUGCUAAUAAGGGUGAUAGCCGCCGGCAGCCGGGCCGGCGGGAGCGUGUGCGCGGGGCCGGGGAGCCUGCGGGCGCUGUACGUGUGUGGGGGAGGGCAGCUGUGGGCCUGCGUGUCCCCGGCCGCGAGGGGCGGCUCCGCGCCUGGCUGCCGGGCUCGCACCAGGCUGGCCGGGACCCCGGGGGAAGAGGAGUUGCACCAUGCGCUGCAAGUGAGGGAAAGUCUCCGCCAGCGCCGCCCGCCGAAGUUGAGGCUUUCCCUCGCCGCCCGCGGGAGCGGGAGCUGUGCCUUUAACGCCCGCUGCGCGAGGUACCUAAGGAUAAAACUAUCCUGAAGGGAAAAUCCAAGGGAAACUGGGGAGCCUGACUGUUCUUUUGCCUGACCCUCUCAACUGUCAGAUGCGGUGAUCUCCAUGGUAACUCAAACCCCCAGACUCUUGACAGCAGCCUGCGAGGAGCAGCAUUCAGCAGCUCAAGGGUCUCACGACCAGAGCGUGGAUCACACUUCUCGUAAACCUCAUCAUAUUGAGGUUGGGCUAAGAUGAGCAUAACCAGUGACGAAGUGAAUUUCUUGGUGUAUCGCUAUCUCCAGGAAUCAGGUUUCUCGCACUCGGCCUUCACCUUCGGUAUUGAGAGCCACAUCAGCCAGUCCAACAUCAAUGGAACACUAGUGCCACCUGCUGCACUCAUCUCCAUCCUCCAGAAAGGGCUCCAGUAUGUGGAGGCUGAGAUCAGCAUCAACGAAGAUGGUACAGUGUUUGACGGCAGGCCAAUAGAGUCCCUGUCUCUGAUCGAUGCGGUGAUGCCUGAUGUUGUUCAGACCCGGCAGCAAGCUUUCAGAGAGAAACUAGCUCAGCAGCAAGCCAGCGCAGCGGCAGCAGCGGCAGCAACGGCAGCAACGGCGGGAGCAACGACGACUGCUGUUUCCCAGCAGAACACACCAAAGAACGGAGAAGCCACUGUGAACGGAGAGGAGAAUGGGGCACAUGCAAUAAAUAAUCACUCAAAGCCAAUGGAAAUUGAUGGGGAUGUUGAAAUUCCUCCUAACAAAGCAACAGUCCUUCGAGGCCAUGAAUCAGAGGUGUUCAUCUGUGCCUGGAACCCUGUCAGUGACCUGCUAGCUUCUGGAUCCGGAGACUCAACAGCCAGAAUAUGGAAUCUCAAUGAAAACAGCAACAGCGGUUCCACUCAGCUAGUUUUGAGGCACUGUAUAAGAGAAGGAGGACACGAUGUCCCCAGCAAUAAGGAUGUGACUUCAUUGGACUGGAAUAGUGAUGGAACACUAUUGGCUACAGGCUCAUAUGAUGGUUUUGCAAGAAUAUGGACAGAAGAUGGUAACCUUGCAAGCACCUUAGGUCAACAUAAAGGUCCAAUAUUUGCCCUGAAGUGGAACAAAAAGGGGAAUUAUAUUUUAAGUGCUGGUGUUGAUAAAACAACAAUAAUUUGGGAUGCUCACACAGGAGAAGCUAAACAGCAAUUUCCUUUCCAUUCAGCUCCUGCUCUGGAUGUAGACUGGCAGAGCAACAAUACUUUCGCCUCCUGCAGCACUGACAUGUGCAUUCACGUAUGCAGACUUGGCUCUGAUCGUCCUGUUAAAACCUUUCAAGGACAUACAAAUGAGGUUAAUGCAAUCAAAUGGGACCCCUCUGGCAUGCUACUUGCAUCUUGCUCCGAUGAUAUGACAUUAAAGAUUUGGAGUAUGAAGCAAGAUACCUGUGUACAUGAUCUUCAGGCUCACAGCAAAGAGAUAUAUACUAUCAAAUGGAGUCCUACAGGACCAGGCACCAGCAAUCCGAACUCCAACAUCAUGUUAGCAAGUGCUUCAUUUGAUUCCACUGUUCGGCUGUGGGACGUCGACCGAGGAGUCUGCAUCCACACGUUAACAAAACAUCAAGAGCCUGUCUACAGUGUAGCUUUUAGUCCUGAUGGAAAGUAUCUAGCCAGUGGGUCCUUUGACAAAUGUGUCCAUAUAUGGAAUACUCAGAGUGGAACUCUAGUACAUAGCUACCGAGGCACCGGGGGCAUCUUUGAAGUCUGCUGGAAUGCUAGAGGAGACAAAGUGGGAGCAAGCGCAUCAGACGGAUCGGUUUGUGUCCUAGAUCUGCGGAAGUAAAAGUGAAGUGUUUUAGAAGAAAAUUCAAAUGGACCAGCAGUGAAUGUGUGGGGAGAAGCACUCUUCAAAACUAUUCUUAACAGCUCCAGAACUGUACAAACUUGAACAAAGUUAGAGUGUACCACGAAACCAACUCUCCCUGGCCACAGGUGUCUAGUAUUUUGUUCAUAACCUUCAUCAAGGAGUAAAAACACAGUCACUUCAGAGGGGGAGGGAAUGGUUUCCACCUGAAACAUUCAGUCUUGGAAGCAUGAAGCCACCAGCUAGGCAUUGCACUGUUUGGUUUGCAUCUGAGAACUUGCUCUGAUGGCUGGGGAAAAAAAGCUGUGCCAAAAAAAAAAGAAUUAAAAAAAAAAAGGAAAGAAAGAAAAAUGCUGUGAUAAACCAAAAGGGAAAAAAAAAAUCCUCCUCCAUGUGGUGUUGUAUUUUUUCCUUCCAAUUUGGACACUACAGUUGCUCUCCCAAAGGACGUUCAAAGACCAGUUUGUACUGAUGAAAUGCUCAACUUUGUAAUCACAACACUUUCUAUUUUCUAGACUACUUUUUUUGUUCAGUGUUUUUUCUAUCAGCUGGAAUAUUACAGUCUGGAGGAUCCCAGGCUUAGGAUGAAACUUCUAUUUUCCUUUUAUUUCUCCCUUCCACUCCCAACUUCUCCUUCCUGUUCUUUUCUCCUUCCUUCUUACCUUUUUUUUUCCCCUCUAUGCCCAUAGUAGAUGCAGCCAGGUGGACAUGACAUGAAAAUUUUUGACAGACUGCUUCUCCUCUCUCCUCUCUCUUCCUUUUCUUUUCUUUCUCUCCGUUUAAAAGAAAAAAAAAUCCUCCAUGCUUCAGAUCUUAGCGUCUCAAGGGCACUUUCAGCAAAUUAUGUAAUAAGUGCUUUAUAUAAGAGUGCAGUGCUGGGGAAGAUUUUUACAGGAGAAAGAUGACUUUUAACAGAAAGAACCCAGUGUAUUUUUGGAAAAAAAUAUUUUUUAUGUUAAACAGUUUUAAAAGCCUAAAAUGGCCACCAAAUGUAGAUCAGUUGUGUAAUUCAAGCAAAAAGUAUGACACAGAGUGCAAGGAACAUGAAAGGUGCAGUAUCCUUUUUUCUCUUCUCUCUCAGAAAGUGCUGUAAGAAAAAAUGCCAUUUGAUAAAUAAAUGCCAGUCACUUACUAAGAGUCCUCUUCCAGCAGCCAGCCAUUUGUAGUGCCCUUUCAUUUUUGUGACUGUUUGAUGAGGUACACUUAUUAAAAGGGGUUUGUAAGAUUGAGACUAUAUAUACGUAUAGCAUUAAUUUUCUUAAGUCCUUAUUUUUGUUUAUCCUCAAUAACCAGGGGAAAACAUUGCUGUAUCUUCUUUCCUCUAGAAAUACUUCAGAUUUCAUGCAGAACAUGGGUUUGGCUGCCCACAGCCUCACUGAGCAGUGCUCUGUCCUCUGCUAUUCACUCCACUCAGCUGUUUCUAUUCCAUUAAGUCAGUGGGAUUUCACUACUGACUUAUUAAGAGCAGCUGAACCAAGAUAUAUUGACUGCACAUGUCACUGUUGAAGAGUGGACUCUUGUCAAGCACAGCACACUCCUGUAAGGAGGCUUUUCCACUGCGUCUGGCAAGUAUGUCAUGCUGCUGUCACCCUCAGCUCUGUGUGUGCUGCCUGCUGCAAAGAAAGAUCUAAGUCUGCAGCUGGUGGCUCACUGUCAGCCCAGACUGGUUUAGCCUUAUGGAUAUCCUCAGUGCAGUGCUCAAAAGAUAAUGUAGAACUCUCUGUUAGGUGGGGACUUGGUAAGGGAUGUAUAAAUUAUAACUCAGCAUAUAUAUAUAUAUACCACUAUACAACUGUAUGGUGUGUGGAAUGAGUGCUUCCAGAGGAGAUUUCCUUAGUACAAACUAGACAUCUGCCAGGAUACCUACUGAAGAUUCUAUUAUUCUAAGAGCAAAGGAAGGAUGCAAAGGAUGCAUAGGCAGAGUUUACUGGAAGUGCUGUAAACUGUAAAGCAACGUUGGGAUAGUGGCAGCUGUUACUUAGACAAAUCCUUAGAACUGGCUGAGUCUUUUCUAGCCCAGAGGCUCAGCUAGACUGCUCUUUCUAAGAGAGAGAAAAGGCAGUGACAAGGGAAUUCCCUCAACAUCGUGUACCUUCCCACCCAAAGCUGCUAUUUCUGCAACACAAGCUCAUCCCUUUGAUCUCAGCACAGCUGCUAAAAUGGUGAUUUGAUCUGGCCAAAACUAAAAACAGAGCCCUAGCACUCAAGUGGCAAUGUAAGGUCUGCCAAGCAUUAUGGCAUCAUCAUGGCAUUGUGGAAUCUGUGCAUCAUUUUUUUUCUCCUGUAUUUUCCUCUUUUUAUGCUUGCCCUCCUGUACAGUAUCUUAAUCCUUCCAGCACAACUCACUACUGCCUGCUUCAGCUGCUUUCUUGAAGCUGAACAUUUGAGAAGGAUGAAAAUGAAUAACUGCUAAAAGAGCUACCCAGUCCUAAGGUAAAAACAGUUACGUGGCUUUGGGUUAUUACUGACAGUUAGGCUUGUUUGGAAUUUACACCAAUAUAGGGGAUUAUUUUUGGUGUCAACUGCUUUUAUGUAUUUGAGUUAGUGUUCUGCUCCAAGUGCAUGGACUGCAGAUAGCACAUGGUAGUUUCGAACUGUUCCAUAAUAACCACGUGUACCUACUAGUUUAAAGUCACUACUUAAAAAAAGAGUACUUGUUCAAAAAGAGACUUGAAUUUGAAUGCAAAGCUCAGACCUUUAGUGUGGUUUUAUAGAGCACAGUUGGGUCGAUGAUUUGAUUCCAGUCAUUGCAUGUACACAGUUAACUUCUCAGGCUGCUUUUGGGUGGAGUUCCUGAGAAUAACACAGGGAAGCUCCCUGGCUGCAGGCACUGGAGGGCAGCCUUAAUGGGACCCGGGCCUUUCCUCUGUCCCUUGAGUGAUCCCUGAACAGGCCAGAUCUCAGGAUUUGAAGAGCUCAGGUUGCUCAGGCCAGGUUCAGCAAUGCCAUGUGCCUGGCUGGCUACUUAGCCUGUGUUUUGUGGUUAUUUCCAGGAUAGCAGCUAUAGGUAGCUCAACAGUGUCCGUGAUGCCUGUUUGUUUUUCCUUUUCCCCUCUUUUUGGAUUGUCAGAACACCAUCCUUCCUCUGCCCAUCUACAUGGAGGUAGGAAGCCAAAAGAAACAAAAUUUGAAAAUCAGUUAGUUCCCAAAGCUUAUGUGUGAAAGAGGUUGCUGGUCAGAGAGGCUUCUAUACAGACCAUCAGAUUUGAAAGCAGUGCACGUGAGUAGCUAAGAAAAUCCACCUUUACUCCCUUUCCCAAGACUCUUAAUGACUUGGACAAUCGUUAGAGAUACUGUAGUAGACAGUCUUCAGCUAUAAUAAGGGCAGCUAUUAAGGAAGGCAGAAGAUGUAGUCAUGAAGAUUAAUCCUAGCCUAAGGAGCUGGUUUCUUUAGAAAGUGGGCAGUGGGAAGAGAGAUUCCCAGGCUGUAGUUCGACAUGAACUACAUGUCUAGCCUAGACCCACAGAGCUGCCCUCCUGGGAGCUCUCACUUUCCCACUGUGUUGCAGUGGCAUUCCCUGGGUAGUGCUGCCUUUCUGCAGCUCCCCUGCAACAGAACAGUGUGAAGCAAUGGGCUGGUGGACUUCAUUUUUUCAUACAAUAUUUUUUUUCUUGUUUUCAUUACAAUGCUCUGUAAUAGGAGAGAAAUUGAAAAGCCUAAGUGACCAAGCAGGAUUGUGAAACCGUUGAGAGACUUACUGGAUUUCUCUCAUUGCUGGCUGCCUGGAAGUGUGUGUAGGGGGGGGUAAGUAGUUGCUGAAAAACCACUCGACUCUCUGGGUUAGAAGGAUACUGAAUCUUUUAUGUAGGAAACACUGGGUCCCUUAUGGGGCACUAAAAGGCCUGAUUUACAGGGUUAUACACACAUUAACCCCAUGCUACAUCUUAGAAAUUUCCUUUUAAUUUGUUUAAAAAAAAAAAAAAGAAGAAAAAGAAAAAAAAUAAAAUAAAAAAUAGGUAAUUUUAGAGCCAAGUGAAGUGCACUUUGUCUAAGGGUCUGCUUUGUUUUUGGGUUUCUUUUUCUUUUCCCCUUUUCAAUUUUUCCUCCUUUUUUUUUCCUUUUGCCUUUUCAAAAGAUGUGGUUCUUUGUCUAUUGCAGAAAUAUUCUUUCAGCCACUCACUGAAAUUCUGAAUUCUGGCUUCUGCAGUUUUUAUUGUCUGUGUCAGACUUGCAGCCAGACUUGGUUCUCAUUUCAGCAUUUCCAAGGUUCUGUUGAAACAACAUCAACCCUUAUUUUGUUUCUCCUCAACCCACACUUUCUUCAGAUUCACCUUGUGUAUUGUAGCUCAUUUGUUUUAAGGAGAGAAUCAACAGAUCAUAUUCAGUGUCUUGAAUAAAUUGCUAUAUUUUGAUAUUAGAGAA